CCGCACCGCCAGCCGGCCGCCGCGCUCAGUGCAGCCUGCCAGCCGGCCCGCCACCAUGGCUGGGUUCGUGGUCAGUGGAACUCAAGUGUCCUACAUAGGCCAGAACUGCAGAGAAAUUCCAGAACACCUGGGCCGGGACUGUGGACAUUUUGCAAAAAGGCUUGACUUGAGCUUCAACCUCCUGAGGUCACUGGAAGGACUGAGCGCGUUCGGGAGCCUGGAGGAGCUCAUUCUAGACAGCAAUCUGCUCGGGGACGACCUCGUGUUGCCACGGUUACCCCACUUGCACACCUUAACCCUCAACAAGAACCAGAUUACUGAUUUGGAACACCUCCUUGAUCACCUGACAAAAGUGACACCAGCCCUAGAGUACCUCAGCCUGCUGGGAAAUGUGGCAUGUCCCAAUGAGCUGGUCAGUUUGGAGAAGGACGAGGAAGACUAUAAGAGGUACAGGUACUUUGUUCUGCACAAGCUGCCCAAUUUGAAGUUUCUGGAUGCCCAAAAGGUCACCAGACAGGAACGAGAGGAAGCAUUGGUCAGAGGGGCCUUCAUGAAGGUGGUGAAACCUGCGGCUUCCAUUGGAGAUGAUACUGCUUCUCCAGAGAGCCACCCCCAGUACACACCUUUGCCAUCUGCAUCCAGAGAGCUCACCAGUCACCGAGGUAUCCUAGCGAAAAAUCGCUAUUUUUACUGUGGAAGAAACUCAGAGGGUAACAGAUUCAUCCGAGAUGACCAGCUUUGAAGCUAAAUUCUACAUGCCUUAGCCUGUUUCAUGACAAUAAAAUGAAAAA
Molecule: messenger RNA, 791 nt
Organism: Psammomys obesus (fat sand rat)
Lineage: Eukaryota; Metazoa; Chordata; Mammalia; Rodentia; Muridae
Gene: Lrmda
Product: leucine rich melanocyte differentiation associated
Exons: 7
Coding region: 56-742 (228 amino acids)
Biological process (GO): melanocyte differentiation
Molecular function (GO): protein binding
Source: RefSeq, a predicted model, not a curated record